Tupaia belangeri chinensis (Chinese tree shrew) is the source of this 2667-nucleotide messenger RNA. It is a transcript of the gene DGKA, whose product is annotated as diacylglycerol kinase alpha. Bases 235 to 2439 code for a protein of 734 amino acids. Gene Ontology annotation, molecular function: calcium ion binding; ATP-dependent diacylglycerol kinase activity. Lineage: Eukaryota; Metazoa; Chordata; Mammalia; Scandentia; Tupaiidae. The transcript has 24 exons. Gene Ontology annotation, biological process: phospholipase C-activating G protein-coupled receptor signaling pathway. The record is from RefSeq and is a predicted model, not a curated record. Gene Ontology annotation, cellular component: plasma membrane.
UCCCCAGUUCCUGCCAGUUAAGUCCCUAGGCCUCUAGGUCUCACUCCCUUGCUCUACCAGCCUCGCCAUCAUCCAUGCUGCCCCAAGAACCUUGAGGACUCCAGAACAGACCUCUGGCACUUUUGGCCAGGGCCUUCUGCACCACCUGCCAAGGACUACCCUCUGAAGAGGUCCAAGCACCGGAAGUAUUACUACGAAGCUGCUUUUCUGACCAUCCUUAAGAAAAAAAGAAAGAUGGCCAAGGCGAAGGGCCUAAUAAGCCCCAGUGAUUUUGCCCAACUGCAACAAUACAUGGAGUACUCUACCAAAAAGGUCAGCGAUGUCCUUAAGCUCUUUGAGGAUGGCGAGAUGGCUCAAUAUGUCCAAGGAGAUGCCAUUGGAUAUGAGGGAUUCCAGCAAUUCCUGAAAAUCUAUCUGGAAGUGGAUAAUGUACCCAAUCAGCUAAGCCUGGCACUGUUUCAGUCCUUCCAAACUGGUCACUGCUUAGACAAAACUGUGACAAAAGAUGUGAUAUGUCUGAGUGAUGUCUCCUGCUACUUUUCCCUUCUGGAAGGUGGCCGACCAGAAGACAAACUAGAAUUCACCUUCAAGCUGUAUGACACGGACAGAAAUGGGAUCCUGGACAGCUCAGAAGUGGACAGAAUCAUCCUACAGAUGAUGCGAAUGGCUGAAUACCUGGAUUGGGAUGUGUCUGAGCUGAGACCGAUUCUUCAGGAAAUGAUGAAAGAGAUCGACUAUGAUGGCAGUGGGUCUGUCUCCCUAGCCGAAUGGGUCCGGGCUGGGGCCACCACCGUACCAUUGCUAGUGCUGUUGGGUCUGGAGAUGACUCUGAAGGACGAUGGGCAGCACAUGUGGAGACCCAAGAGGUUCCCCAGACCAGUCUACUGCAACCUGUGCGAGUCAAGCAUUGGUCUUGGCAAACAGGGGCUGAGCUGUAACCUCUGUAAGUAUACCGUGCACGACCAGUGUGCCAUGAGGGCCCUGCCUUGUGAAGUCAGCACCUAUGCCAAGUCUCGGAAGGACAUUGGUGUCCAGUCGCACGUGUGGGUGCGAGGAGGUUGUGAGUCUGGGCGUUGUGACCGAUGUCAGAAAAAGAUCCGAAUCUACCACAGUCUGACUGGGCUUCAUUGUGUAUGGUGCCACCUAGAGAUCCAUGAUGACUGUCUGCAGGCCGUGGGCCCUGAGUGUGACUGUGGGCUGUUACGUGAUCACAUCCUGCCUCCAUCUUCCAUCUAUCCUAGUGUCCUGGCCUCUGGACAGGAUCGUAAAAAUAACAAAAUAAGCCAGAAGACCACGGAUGAUUUAAAUUUGAGCACCUCCGAGGCUCUGCGGAUUGACCCUGUUUCUAACACUCACCCACUUCUAGUCUUUGUCAACCCUAAGAGUGGCGGGAAGCAGGGGCAAAGGGUGCUAUGGAAGUUCCAGUAUAUCCUGAACCCUCGACAGGUGUUUGACCUUGUAAAGGAUGGUCCUGAGCCGGGGCUCAGAUUCUUCAGAGAUGUUCCUGAUAGCCGGAUUUUAGUAUGUGGCGGAGACGGCACAGUAGGCUGGAUUCUAGAGACCAUUGACAAAGCAAACUUGCCUGUUGUGCCUCCUGUUGCCGUGUUGCCCUUGGGCACUGGAAAUGAUCUAGCUCGCUGCCUGAGAUGGGGAGGAGGGUAUGAAGGACAGAAUUUGGGAAAGAUCCUCAGGGAUUUAGAGACGAGUAAAGUGGUACAUAUGGAUCGAUGGUCUGUGGAGGUGAUACCCCAGCAAACUUCAGAAAAGAGUGACCCAGUUCCCUUUCACAUCAUCAACAACUACUUCUCCAUUGGUGUGGAUGCCUCUAUUGCUCACCGAUUCCACAUCAUGCGAGAGAAAUAUCCUGAGAAGUUCAACAGCAGAAUGAAGAACAAGCUAUGGUACUUUGAAUUUGCCACGUCUGAAUCCAUCUUCUCAACAUGCAAAAGGUUGGAGGAGUGCUUGACAGUUGAGAUCUGUGGGAAACCGCUGGAUCUGAGCAACCUGUCCCUGGAAGGCAUCGCAGUGCUGAACAUACCUAGCAUGCAUGGUGGCUCCAACCUCUGGGGUGACACCCGGAGACCCCAUGGGGAUAUCUAUGGGAUCAACCAGGCCUUAGGUGCUACAGCUAAAGUCAUCACCGACCCUGACAUCCUGAAAACCUGUGUACCAGACCUAAGUGACAAGCGACUAGAAGUAGUCGGGCUUGAAGGUGCAAUUGAAAUGGGCCAGAUCUAUACGAGGCUCAAGAGUGCUGGACAUCGGCUGGCUAAGUGCUCUGAGAUCACCUUCCACACCAGGAAAACACUCCCCAUGCAAAUUGAUGGGGAGCCUUGGAUGCAGACACCCUGUACGAUCAAGAUCACCCACAAGAACCAGAUGCCUAUGCUCAUGGGCCCACCCCCUCGCUCUUCCAAUUUCUUUGGCUUCUUGGGCUGAGGAGGUCACCCUUUUCCAAGCCAGCCUUGAACCCACCUCCCUGUCCCUGGACAUCACCCCUAGGCUCUGUACAUUGCUGCCACACUCUCCUGCCAGCUCAGGGGAGUGUUCCUUCACCCUUACAGUAUUUAUUAUCCACACCACUUCACUAUUCCCUGUGCACAUGUCCACAUACACACAUGCACAUACACACACCACAAACACAUACAUUGAAAGUGCCUCGUCUGA